AUGGCUGAUAAUGAGCAGAAAGCCCUCCAAUUGAUGGCGGAGGCAGAGAAGAAGCUCAAUUCAAAGGGUUUCCUCGGAUCGCUAUUUGGAGGCGGUUCAAGUCGUGUUGAGGAUGCUGUGGAAUGCUACCAGCGUGCUGCCAACAUGUUCAAGAUGGCUAAGAAGUGGUCUUCGGCCGGAAAGGCCUUCUGCGAAGCUGCCAAUCUUCACGCAAAAGCAGGAUCACGUCACGAUGCUGCCACAAAUUACGUCGAUGCGUCCAAUUGCUACAAGAAGACUGACCCCAAUGAGGCCGUCGCAUGCCUUCUGAAAGCCAUCGACAUCUACACAGACAUGGGGCGCUUCACGAUGGCAGCCAAGCACCAUCAGAGCAUCGCUGAGUUAUUUGAGAACGAAGCGAAUGAUUUGCAACGAUCCAUUCAACAUUACGAACAAGCUGCGGAUUACUUCAAGGGUGAGGAGUCUACCAGUUCGGCCAACAAGUGCAUGCUGAAAGUGGCGCAGUAUGCAGCUCAGCUGGAGGAUUACGAGAAGGCCAUUCAGAUUUACGAGCAAGUGGCCAGUUCGUGCCUGGAGAGCUCGUUGCUGAAGUACAGCGCAAAGGAGUACUACUUCCGUGCCGCUCUGUGCCAUCUGAGUGUUGAUCUGCUCAAUGCACAGCACGCCAUCGAGAAGUACGCCCAGCAAUACCCAGCAUUCCAGGACUCGCGCGAAUUUAAGCUAGUUAAGACUCUGUGUGAGCACCUUGAGGAACAGAACAUCGAGGGAUUCACUGAGACAGUUAAGGACUACGACAGUAUCUCCCGACUCGAUCAGUGGUACACAACAAUCCUCCUGAGGAUUAAGAAGCAGUCUAAUGAUAAUCCCGAUUUGCGAUAAAUUCAUUUUCAAGUGAUUCUCAUGGACAUUACUGAGGGUUUGUUAUGUUUUUUUUUUGUCCACACGAACAGUAAAGAAGAAAGAAAGUUAAAAUGAGUGAUUCAAAGUUGAUUUUGAAUCACAAAAAUUUUCAACAAAACAAUUCUUUAAUUGAGUUUUAUUUUGUUGAAAUUGUUUCGAUUUCUUCCAAUAAAAUCUUGUUAAAAUUUUGUUACUCCUCAAGUUCCUGCGCACAUUGAAUUGUUGUUGUUUUCUGUUGAUGGUUUUUUUUUGCAAAGAGGUGAUCAUCCUGUAUUUGAAAUUUCCACCGAAGUGAUGCCACAUUGUGCAUUCUUUACACAUUUCCCCUUCCCCAUAAAUUCCCUCAAUUUUAAAUGUGAAACUCCAGAUGCUUGUCAUCGAAUGAUUCAGUGAGUUUUGUGAGAAGUUGCAAGGGAUUCACCAUGAUUCACAGUAUCGUGGGAUACGAUUUUGAUAUCAGCAAGAUUUAUAUCAAAAUAAACAAAUAAUUUUUCACCAGCAAUUUAUGGAUUUUAUUUUUCAAUGACUGUCUAAGUUAGGUUUCUCCAGACCGCAAUAAUUUUUCAAGAUCAAAAGAUACUCAGAAAUUCAAUCUUGCAAAAUGUACUCACUUCUUUCGAUGACAUCCCCCUUGGAGUGUGGAUGAUAAAACAAAAAAAAAUGUGACUUUGCAGCGGUAUAAAAGAAAUUAAAGAAAAAAAACGACGGUAGCGAUAUUUGUUAUUGAAAAAAUUCUCAAAUGGGAUUGAUGUAAAAGAGUAAUGUGCGUUUUUACUAAAGAAUAAAAAAAAGAAAAGAAAAUACAUUAAAAAUAUUCGUCUCUAGAUCGUUAAACAAAAUGUCAUAAUUAAUAAAAUAUCAAUCUAAGGGCAGUGACAACAAACUCACCAAAUGAGUCAUGAAAAAAAGUGGUAAGAAAAACAAUUAUAAUAAAUUAUAUUAUUCCAUUUAAAAGAUGAAAAAAAAUUAUAUAAUUAGUAAAAUAAUGGAAAUGAAAGGCAAAAAACCAGAAAAAACACUAAAUUGAGAAUAUCUAUCAAAUUUAAAAGAAAAAAAGUUCUUUAUAAUCUUACAAAAUAUCUCACUUCUCAAUUAAUCGAAGGGAAAAAAUAUAUAUUAGGCACACACACAAGAAUAUUUUAUAAAAUUAUGUAGAAUCUUUGCAUUUCGGACGAUAAAUAAAAAAUAUAAGUUCAAACAGUUAGAAGGACUAGCAUAAUUUUUGACUUUAGAGCGGUCGUAUUUAACUGAAUGAUAAUUUAGACAAAAAAAUAGCAUAUAGAAUUUUUCAAAUUUUAGGCUUUUUUUAAAUUGGUUUUUGAAAUUUUGAAUUUAAAACAUCAUAAUCCAUACAUUAUGCAAUAUUUAUAAUGAGGUAUUUAAAAUAUAUUGAAUGGAUUACAAAAAAAAAGGAUUAUCACUAUAUGAAUCAAAUUUAACAAUUAUAAUUACAAAGAAAUAUCUGUACAUUUUAAUUGUGUCUGUAGAUUUAACAUGAAAGGACAAGAAACUAUUAUUGCUUUAUAUGUGUUAUAAAUUGCAAUAAAUAAAAGAAGAAUAUUAUAGUGAAAA
Messenger RNA from Phlebotomus papatasi, 2472 nucleotides. It is a transcript of the gene alphaSnap, whose product is annotated as alpha-soluble NSF attachment protein. The transcript has 4 exons. The coding region runs from base 1 to 879 and encodes 292 amino acids. Gene Ontology annotation, molecular function: soluble NSF attachment protein activity; syntaxin binding. Gene Ontology annotation, cellular component: vacuolar membrane; SNARE complex. The record is from RefSeq and is a predicted model, not a curated record. Gene Ontology annotation, biological process: SNARE complex disassembly; intracellular protein transport. Lineage: Eukaryota; Metazoa; Arthropoda; Insecta; Diptera; Psychodidae.